UCAGUCGCCUUAUAUUUGGAGGUAUUUUAAAAGUCGUUGGCGUUUCUGCACACAUUAAAUUUUGGGUGUCGAUUUUACUUCCCUCCUAAAAACCGAACGUUUUUCUUCCAACACAAUAUGGGUGAUAUGGAAAAAAUAUUUUACGACUUUUGUGAUACAGUCAAGAAAGGGUCAAGAACUGCUACAGACAAAACCAUUAAAAAAAUCUGUACUGAUUGUAAUAUCUAUACGAAAUCAUUUAAUGCAAAUGCCGUCGAUAUUGCGUUUUGCAAACAUCUUAAAAGUGCCAAAAAAGACGUUGACUUUUCUGAUUUUGUAAGAUUUGUCGAAGGAGCAAUGGCAGAAGAGUAUGCAAAACAAAAAAAUAUAUCGACAACUGAUGCAUCGAAUGAAAUAAAAAACAAAAUAAUCAGUAGUUCCGGCCCUAAAUCUCAUGGAGCUACUCAAGCUAGUAAAGAUUCGGCGACAUCCCGUCUCACUGAUGUAAAAGGAUAUACAGGCUCUCAUAAAGAACGAUUUGAUGCUGAAACUGGUAAAGGUAAAGGAAUUGAGGGACGAGAGUAUGUCAUGGAUGAAAAAGCAGCUUCCGGUUAUGUUGGAGGCUAUAAAGGGAAGAACACAUAUGACAAAACCCACUAAUAGUUGUUUACCUUCACGAUGUUAGCUUAUUUCAUUUCUGACAUAUCAAUAACAUAAUCUAAUUUUUGUCAUGAUUACUUAAUAAAUGUCAUUCACCGA
This is a messenger RNA of Schistosoma spindalis, 738 nucleotides long. The record is from the annotation of a GenBank genome assembly. NCBI's taxonomy places the organism in Eukaryota, Metazoa, Platyhelminthes, Trematoda, Strigeidida, Schistosomatidae.